Messenger RNA from Radiomyces spectabilis, 1252 nucleotides. Its product is annotated as ribonuclease H2, subunit B. Gene Ontology annotation, biological process: ribonucleotide metabolic process; RNA catabolic process. The record is from RefSeq and is a predicted model, not a curated record. The transcript is spliced from 10 exons. Bases 169 to 1077 code for a protein of 302 amino acids. NCBI's taxonomy places the organism in Eukaryota, Fungi, Mucoromycota, Mucoromycetes, Mucorales, Radiomycetaceae. Gene Ontology annotation, cellular component: nucleoplasm; ribonuclease H2 complex.
AAAAAAAGCGUUCAAUAAGGGCACGGUGUCUAUUUUGUCUAUUUUGGUUGCCAUUGAACUCCAGAAUUCGGAGCAGCUCAUCGAGAGUCACAAACGCGGCGAAGACCUAGUUCAGUUUUGAUCCAGUUGAACAACUUUGCUGCUGAUCAAUCUCCAACCAUUCGAACCAUGUCGAAGCAAUUUGUCGCAUUUUCACAUCAUAAACACAACGAAUUGCACAGUCUCAAGCCACUCUGCCUGCCUUGUCCACGAUCAGGAGCGAAAUGCAUCUAUCUCAUGGAUACCCACAAUCGUCUGUAUGAAAUGCAGAAAGUUAACGGGCCUGGACGGAAAGCUAGUUGGUUGAUCAAGGAUCGAUUGUAUAAAGAUGGUGCAUUUUAUUUCAUCACUCCUAUGGAUCCAUUAUUCUUGGCACUAUCGAUAUUGGAGCGUGCCCAAGCCUCGACACAUCAAGCGAAAUUUCGGACGUUGGAUGAUAUUUUCGACAGUGAAUCAUUCAAAACAGGCGACUCUCAAGAGGACAGCGAAACCUCGUCAAAUGAAGAAUCCGAAAGUCAAACCUUCGACAUUGGCAUGUUGAUGCAUAUUUCGAAUUUCAUCCAGCAAUUACCGCAUUUGUGCGAAAUCAAAGAAGUAGCACCAGAAAUGCAUGUCUACUGUUUAGAUGAAAAUAAAGCGCUGGCAUGGUUGAGAAAAAAGGUGGAUGCAUUGGUCGCGUCAUUCGACACCAUUCCUGCUGUAUCAGAUAUUACGAAAUCACGCUUAAAUAUUGAAUCCAAAAAUAUACAUCGACAAGAAGCUGUAUACCUUUUAUCGAAAUACCUGUCGAGGCCAUGGUUCGAAAAAUUACUGCAGAGCUAUGGUUUGACCGAAUUGCAGGAAGAGCAAAUCGCGGGCGAAAUCAGCAACUACUUUGAAGAUGCAUCUCCCUCCGUUUAUCUUAGAUCUUCAGGCGGCCCACGUGAUACAUCCGCGGAAAACAAAAAACCUCGCAAAGCUCAGAUUCCACGAAAUUUAGCCAAAGUCAAUACAAAAGGUAUGAAGUCCUUGACGAGCUUUUUUGCUAAAAAAAAGUAAAAAAAAAAAAAAAAAAAAAAAAGUGUGAACCACAUUAAAACAUAAUGAAUCGGUAUGUUUGCUGAUGUUUGACACUCCAUUAUUUGUUCCUCUUGUAAAUUUUUUAUUUUAUGCCAACGUGCUCUUCAAAUUGCCAACCCGUCUGAUAAUGAGGUGUGUUCGCAGAAUAAACACU